UUAAACUCUCGGGAGCCCGCACAUUCAAUAAAUAAUUCAUUGGACCCUGGGCUGUAAUUACUGGCUGAUGUCAGCGCUUUCGCCCAAACAGCGCACGGUGCAGAAAGUGGAGGCGCACGGCGGUGUAUGGUGAGAUCUACCUUUUUAAAUGGCCGAGUGUGAGAUCGCGUCAAAGGCCAAAAAAUGUGUACUCUGGACAGGAGCUUUGUCUUGCUUUCCAUGGUCAUUGGGAUUAGCUUGUUAUCCGGUAAAGUGAUCGGAAAAGCACCGAAAUGUCCUUCUCGAUGCAGCUGCACCAAAGAUACAAUCAUGUGUAUCGGAACUUCAUCUGUCCCAAGGAUUACUGCCAGCGAUGUAACGUCCCUGAGUUUGGUGAAUGGAAGUUACCGCGUAAUAACAGAAGGGAUGUUUUCAAGCUUACCGUUUUUGCAACUUCUGCUGCUGAAUUCAGAUUCAGUUACAUCAAUAAACAGUGAUGCCUUUGCUGAGCUGCCACAUCUUGAGUAUUUAUUCAUUGAAAGCAACAAAAUUGAGUCGAUAUCAAGGCAUGCUUUUCGAGGACUCAAAAAUUUGAUCCAUCUUUCUUUGGCCAACAAUGGAAUCAGAUCCUUACCAAGGGAUGUCUUCAUUGACUUGGAUUCCUUGAUUGAACUGGAUUUGCGUGGAAACAUGUUCCAAUGUGACUGCAAAACAAAAUGGAUGAUGUCUUGGUUGAGGAUCAUAAAUGCCACUGUGACUGAUGUCUUCUGCGCAGGCCCAUCAGAUCAUGCAGGAAAGAGGCUAACUGACUUGGCAACCUCUGCCUUUGACUGCAUGUCAACAGAGUUUGUAUUGCACCAGAUUUUACCGUACGAGUCUGUAUCUGUGAACACAUUCUCUUUUAAGGAUGAUGUUUACGUAGCAAUUGCACAACCAAAUGUGGGAAACUGCAGCGUGCUCGAAUGGGACCAUAUCGAGAUGAAUUUUCGAAGUUUUUACAAUAUUACUGGUCAGUCCAUAAUUGGAUGUACGGCAAUAACAAUUGAAGAAGAGGUCUUUGUUGUGAUUGCACAACUCUUCGGUGAUUCUGCCAUUUACAAAUAUGAUGCGAACUGGACCAAAUUUGUAAAAUUUCAAGAGAUUGGUGCUUCUAAAAUUUCAAAGCCGAAUGACAUUGAGGCAUUCCAGAUUGACAACGAGUGGUUCUUCAUUAUAGUAGAUAGUUCCAAAGCUGGGUUAUCAACAAUAUAUAAGUGGAAUGGCAAAGCUUUCUAUUCCUACCAGACUCUGCACAAAUGGUUUAGAGAUACAGACUCCGAGUUUGUUAGUGUAGAUGGGAAAUCUUGUUUAAUACUAACAAGUCGGUCACAAAGCCCAGUGAUCUUCGAAUGGAACAGGAAUACAAAGCAGUUUGUGCAGCAAAGUGCUAUGCAAGCUAUGGAGGAUGUUAUUGCUGUGAAAAGUUUUAGAAUUAAAAACGACGUAUUCAUUUGUCUGACAAGGUUUAUUGGUGACUCUUUAAUAAUGAAGUGGAAUACAAAGCAGUUUGUUGAAGUGCAGGAUCUUCCCUCACGGGGCUCGAUGCUUCUCCAGCCAUUUUCAUUCAAGGACCGGCACUAUUUGGUUGUAGGAAGUGACUACACUUUCUCUCAGAUUUACCUGUGGGACAGUCAAAAGAAAGGCUAUGCAAAAUUUGAAGAAAUCUACGUCCAGGCGCCCCGAUCUUUUACUCCGGUAUCUACAGAUCGAAUGGAUUUUUUAUUUGCUGCAAGUUUCAAAGGAAGUACUCAAAUCUUUAAGCAUGCAAUUAUUGAUUUGAGCCUUUAACUUGAUGAAAACAAAAUGCUAAAUCAAAAUCAGGAUCAGUUAGCUUGCAAACGGAUCCUUGGUGUCUUGGAAGCUGGAACAAACUGCUUCAAAGUAUUUAACUACAAUCGGACAAAAAAUAGCCCUAUAAAAUCAUAGUGGGCAGGGAGUCUUUCUUUCUGUCUUUAAAAGGUGAAGGCCUUGACUUUUAACAACAAUGCAACGGUAUUAUUUCUCUGUCCUCGUGUAAAUUGCCAUAUUCAAAAUCAAGAAACUACUCUAACAAAAUCAUUUUUAUAAACUGUCUUCAUUUACUGAGGCACAGUAGUAAGAAAAUAAGUAUUUAUGAAAUGUGUUCUAGUUCAUUAUUAAUAUAUAUUAUGCUAUACAUAAUAAAAUCCUGACUUGUAAUGUUCAUUAAGCAAUAAAUAAAGAUGCCCAAGUUUUAUUUAAUCAUAUAAUAUGCAACAGAAUUAAUGCUGUGCCUUCAUUAAUAAUGCGUAUAUAUUGGUACAAUUUUCACGGACAUAACUUCAAUAGUUAUGAUUUGUGGCUACCUAUAUUCGUAACUUGCACUGCUGAAAUGAAUGUGUGAUAUAUUAUACUUAUACUGCAGAGCAGUAGAAUUGUAGCUUUAAUGGUAGAAUUAAUACCUUGGGAGAGAUCUUGCUCAGCCAGGUAUUGUUUUAGGGAAAAUAUGUUUUAGCAUUAGACAUCUGUUGUUGCUCCAAGAAUGUUGCAAAGGAGUUUAGUGUUGUUGUCAGGAACUUCCUAUGUACCAAUAAAUGGAGUAUAUAUAACCGUGGCCAUUGCAAGUGAUACAUUAUAGAAAGCUCUAAAAAAAAAUUAAUAACAUUGCUGACUGUUAGUGUCAUCUUGAGCGAGGCAUGCAAUUUCACCAGUCAUUGAAUUGGUAAUCUUGAUAAUCAGUUCACCACUUUAGUCAUCAUUUUUAGGGAAAUUACAGAUCAUUUCCCCAGAUAUUCAUUUGCACUGCUCUAUAACAAAACAAUGUUAUGCAGUUGUAGCUGGAAUAGAGCAAUUUUGCAUACAUUUUGACACAUUCUUUGCCUUUGUCUUGAAAAUCAACUCCUGAUUUCAUUUUUGAGUGAGUGGGAUUUUCAUCUUUGUUUGUAUUUAUUUCUGGCAAAAACUCUGGAAAUACAUGUCAUCUGUGGUGAGAUUUCCAAACUCACUGCUUUGGG
Messenger RNA from Amblyraja radiata (thorny skate), 2990 nucleotides. RefSeq names its product leucine-rich repeat LGI family, member 2a (gene lgi2a). The transcript has 8 exons. Lineage: Eukaryota; Metazoa; Chordata; Chondrichthyes; Rajiformes; Rajidae. Gene Ontology annotation, biological process: inhibitory synapse assembly. The record is from RefSeq and is a predicted model, not a curated record. The coding region runs from base 184 to 1806 and encodes 540 amino acids. Gene Ontology annotation, molecular function: protein binding.